Marchantia polymorpha subsp. ruderalis is the source of this 2097-nucleotide messenger RNA. The record is from the annotation of a GenBank genome assembly. Lineage: Eukaryota; Viridiplantae; Streptophyta; Marchantiopsida; Marchantiales; Marchantiaceae.
CCCCUUUGGUUCCCCUCCGUUGUGCGGGACGUGAAGAGGAAGAGAGAGACAGAGAGAGAGAGAGCGAGAGAGAGAGGAAGGAAGCCAGAGAUCUGAGAACGGUAUGGACGGGGGAAUAUGAUCGACGUUCACGUAAGUCAGCGAAGGAAAAAAUGGCUCCAAAUGUCCCUCGAAUUAAUCGACCGCUCGAGUCAAUGCAACUCCAACAGAAUGAAUUGCACUCGACGGAGGAGAAUGUGGAGCAGUUCAGAAGUGUUUGAGCCUUAUAUCUGCUCGAGUGCUCCUCGCAUCCCGCUUCCCUAUCUGCUCUAACUCCAGUCUAAUUACAAAGCCGAUCUCUUUCUCGGGAGAGAUCUUGGAGCAGUUUUUGAGGAAAUUUGUGUCUUGGCUUGUGAGGCCAGGAGGCGGAGGAAGAAUCCAUCGCAGACAUGAGUAAUUCGGGUUUGCAUUGUACGCACGGCGAGUGACGGUUGUAGUCUUCGGACGAGCGAUUUCAAGACUUCGAAUGAUCUUCGGUUCUCAAAACUCGAUUCCUCCGUUACGUCGAGAACGCUUUGAUGCUCGAUACUUCCUUGAAUUCGUGUACGUUCUAAUCCCCACCGCCCUCAACAGAUAGAGGUCGGUUGUGCUCACCGCAUUACAUUACAUCAGUCGAUCGGUUUGUUUCUUCUGGGCGACCUUGUUAUCUAUCCCAAGGAUUGGAGCAGUGGAUCGUUUGUCUCGGCCGUGACUUUUUGCGAGCCCUUCAGCUGAAUUAGAAACCUUGUCACAUAACAACAAGAAGGCUCCACUUCGUAUCGAGUUUCGAUGUCUAUCAGAGAAAGAGACGAAUCAGCAGACGGGGGAUCACCACGACACGACCUCCAGUAUUUAUCUCUAAAUAACGAUUGUCAUGAACGCGCUGAGUGCCCGAAGCCAACUCAUCAACGCCAAUCUCAGGAAUUGGGUCCAAGAGAGCUUCAAGAACUUGAAGGCUUGGAGAAGUACGGGCUCGAGACGCCGCAGUCCCAAGGCAGAAGCCCCUUGCCCGCGAGCAACAACGACAGUCAACAGAUUCAUAACCUGUUGGACCCGAGUCCGGGCAACGGGCUCAGGCAUGGGCUUGCUCUGCCGCAGUACAAAAACAAAAGAACCCCGUACGCGAGUCACCUCGACAGUUACCAGAUUCAUAACCUGCUGAAUCCAACCCGAGGCAUCAGAGAUGAAAUGCGAAGGAGGGGUAUCACACCCCGAAACCAUCAUAAAGCAAACGUGGCGGCCAUUGCUACAACCAGUGCGAAGCUUCACAAUAUCAGAAAUGGAAUCGCCGAGGUUGACCCGCCAGACGGCAGAACCAGCCGACUGAGAAACUCCAGGAGCGAUCUUCCAGACGUGUAUGGUCGUGGAGAACGCUGCGAAACUCCAGAUAAUGCCUCGGUCAUGACUUCGACCACCCAACAGUCGAAGGGCAAAAAGAACUCUCUGAGGAUUGACUAUAUGGCCAGAAACAUCGAUGGCCUUGCAACAGCUGCUGCUGCUGGCAGAAGAAAAAUGAGUGCGAAUGUUGCAGAACAAAAGCCUAGUCAUGAAAACUAUGGCAGAGUACCAGCUUAUUUGUCACGGAGGAAGCUUGAGCUGGAAGAAGACAGAGAAAGAAGGGUGCAAGAGGCGAAAGAAAAGCAUCUGCCACCUGGUUUGGUAUUGAUGAAAAAUGAAGAAAGGCUGGAGGUUCUCAAAACACUGGAAGACAAUCGAGACAAAUUGGUAAACAAGUUGUCUGGCAUGCCAUUGGUGGUCGAGACUCCAACUCAGAUCCGUAGCAAAGGGGACUUAGAUGCACAAUUGAAAGAAGUGGAAGACUCCAUAAAAAGAUUUUCUCGGCAAAGGGUUUACAUUCGUUACAGCCAAUAGUACGAGGAGAAACAUUGCGGGAAAACGGGGAAGGGGUCCAUAAUUGUGCUCUUGAAUAUAUGUAUUCUGUUUCUCUUUGUGAAAGUAGUUACAUAAAAAUUAUUUAUUCAUUUUGACAGUAUUUGAGCCGAAUGUGCCGUGUAAGUGAGGUGGUAAUCACAACUCGAAUACUGAGUCGAAUCAGUAAAGUAUCUGCUUCUUUUGUUU